This is a messenger RNA of Cetraspora pellucida, 363 nucleotides long. Lineage: Eukaryota; Fungi; Glomeromycota; Glomeromycetes; Diversisporales; Gigasporaceae. The record is from the annotation of a GenBank genome assembly.
AUGGACAACGCUGCUUUAUUACUCCAAUUAUUAACAAAUCCAAGUGCUUUACAACAAGCGCUUACAACUAUUACACAAAAUCAAGAAAGUUCAUCUACGCCUGAAUCUACACUGCCAGCAUCAUCUAAUGCUAUUAUAGGAAUUUUCCCACGUAGGUCCGCUCAAAACCCAAUCACCAAAGAGGAAUGGAGACGAUGGAAAAAAAAUAAAGAAGGCAAAAAUUGGAAAGAUUUUCUUAACUUGCCGUAUGAUACAUAUUGGUCUUAUCGAAGAAAUCUUCGUGAUCGAUUAAAUGCAUGCUGUCAAAAAGGAAAAUACGCAUUAAAACAAAAUCAAGGAAUUGUUCAAAAAGUCAUUGAGAAA